Xenopus tropicalis (tropical clawed frog) is the source of this 1527-nucleotide messenger RNA. It is a transcript of the gene trdmt1, whose product is annotated as tRNA aspartic acid methyltransferase 1. Lineage: Eukaryota; Metazoa; Chordata; Amphibia; Anura; Pipidae. The record is from RefSeq and is marked validated. Gene Ontology annotation, molecular function: methyltransferase activity; DNA (cytosine-5-)-methyltransferase activity.
CUGCUGGGAGUAACAGGACACACAAGCAGUUGGAGGGCCGCCAGUAUAAUGAUAGUGAGUGAAUGUUAGAGGGGAUAUGUGAGCGGCAUGUGGCUGUAGGAGGAUGCUAGGAGGCCGCAGACUGGAGUUGCUAGUGAGUCGCAUUGCGUUCCUUUGGUGCCAGGCAGCUACAGGGAAUCCGCCGCACCGACUCGCAGGCAACACGGAGGCCGCACACAGAACCGGGAAGUAGAGUUAUGGCUCGGCCACUGCGGGUACUGGAGCUGUACAGCGGGAUUGGCGGGAUGCACUGCGGCCUGACAGAAAGUGGUGUCGCUGCUGAAGUCGUGGCUGCAGUUGAUGUGAAUACAAUUGCAAAUGAAGUCUACAAAUACAACUUUCCCUAUACACCUUUAUGGCCAAAGUCUAUUGAGGGACUAAGCCUAAAAGAGCUUGAUGCUUUGUCCUUUGAUAUGAUCCUUAUGAGCCCUCCUUGCCAGCCAUUCACAAGGAUAGGUUUGCAGGGUGACAUUUCUGAUCCUAGAACAAAGAGCUUCCUUUAUGUUCUUGACGUACUUCCAAGGCUAAAGAAACAACCUGCCUAUAUCCUGUUAGAGAAUGUAAAAGGAUUUGAGACAUCUGAAGCCAGGGAAGCCUUGAUUAGAACAUUGGAAAAGGGUGGCUAUGCCUACCAGGAGUUCCUGUUAUCACCAACAUGUCUUGGGAUUCCCAAUUCAAGACUGCGCUACUUCCUGAUUGCAAAGCUACAAAAGGAACCAUUUGCCUUCCCAACCACCAGUAAAAUACUUGAGGAGUUUCCAAGCCAGUGCCCUGGAAGUAAGAGGAUUAUUCAUUGUUCAGAAAGUAACCCACAAGCACGUGUGGAGCAGAAAUAUUCAAGUUGCCCUCUUAGUGGCACAGACUGUGACCCAGAGAAGACCGUUCUUUACAAGCUGGAGACUGCCGUAGAGCUGCAGAGAAAACAAACCCAGGACAAUGACUCCUCUGUUAGAAUGUUACAAGACUUUCUUGAGGGGAAUGUCGAGGAGAUGAGCCAGUAUUUUCUGCCCCCAAAGUCUUUAUUGCGAUACGCUUUGAUUCUGGACAUUGUUAAACCCACGUGCAGACGAUCGACUUGCUUUACUAAAGGAUAUGGGCAUUAUGUUGAAGGCACAGGCUCUGUUCUUCAGACAGCUACUGAUGUGGAGAUUGAUACUGUUUAUAAGUCCCUGGAUCUGCUGACUGAAGAGGAGAAACUUGCAAAGCUGUCCUCACUAAAAAUGCGAUAUUUUACCCCGAGAGAGAUAUCAAAUCUUCAUGGAUUUCCAGCAACAUUUGGUUUUCCAGAAGAGGUAACAAAAAAACAACGCUACCGGCUGCUCGGGAACAGUCUCAAUGUACAUAUUGUGUCCUGUCUCAUCAGCACUCUUCUUCAGUCUCCCUAAACAACUGAUCUGCUAUUUACAUGUUAAUAAUGUACAGAAACAGAGAUUAUCAGAUUGCAUUGUUGUAACGCUAAUAAACAAUUUUUAUAUAUUUCAUGACAUA